GUUUUGUUGGAGGAAGCACACACCCCCUUGCUUGCUUGUUGUGUUGUCUCUUGUGUCCUGGUGUUGUUUCAGGUCAUUCGAGGUUCGAUCGACUUCCUCUCCCCACCGUCCCCCCUUCCCCUCUCUACAGCCACGCUCACGCCACUGCUGUCAGCCAACCAACCAACCAACAACACAGGCCUCUUGUUGCACUCACGAUGGACAAGGUUGAUGACACAGUGACCUUGUCCGGAAGCGGCAGCGGCGGCGGCGGUGGUGAUGGUGAUCCACCACCCGCGCAGGACACCACGAACACCACGCAUGCCUCAAACGCGGACAAGGACAACGGACAGGCCAUGGACAGCCCGCUGACGCCAGCAGACACACCACUGCCACCUCUCCCACCCACGCCUGCGAAGAACAGCACCACCGACGAUGCGACGGCCAGUGCCAGCGAUGACACAAGUGCGCAGGACUCUGAAGAUCAAUCAGAUCGCGCCCACGAGGACAAACAACCAGCCGAUGAAGAAGCCGAAGAAGAAGAAGCCGAAGCCGAAGAAGAAGAAGAAGCCGAAGCCGAAGAAGAAGCUGAAGAAGACUGUGAGCCGCUCACGAUGCCUGCACCUGAAGAAGACAAUGCGCAGCAGGCGAGCACUGAGCAGCCGCGGGUCCUGGAGGAGGAGCUGGAGUAUGAUGACGGUCCGAAGGAAGCCUUCAACGACGCCGCAGCAGCCACGGAGAACGGCGACACAUGCACGCAGGAGAGUGAUGAUGCGUGCAACAGUGCGGACGCCGACUGCAAGCAAGGUGCCCAGCCCCAAGCCGACGACGCAGAUGAGAGCGCGAGCGAGACAGAGGCAGAGGUGACGCAGUUCUCUCCCAAAGAGUCGGGAUCUGCCGUAGUCAUGCAAGUGAGCACGGGCGACGCAGGCAACGAGCAGACGGCCGAUGUUGAAUGCUCUGUUGAUGACAACACCGCUUCCACGGCAGAUGACACGACGCCAGCAACACCAACAACACCGGCGGUGACCGAGGGCGGCAAUGAAGACAUGGACGCCGUCGCGCUGCAGUCGGAGCGGACGUUUGUGUCUUGCCUCAGCUACCCUGGCGCAACCGAGCUGAUUCGUGACCAAAUGGAGGAGGACAUUUCGCUGUUGUUCCAACUGGAACGCUACAUCACCGCGCGUGUGGAAAUGGAUCGUGCCCACGCCAUGCAGGUCAAGGAGCAGGCCGAAGAAACAAAGAGCUUUCUUGACGCCUUAAAGUAUCAGAAUGGGCCCGUCUUCCAGGGUUUCCGCAAAGUGCUACUGGGGCACAUUUUGGCGAGCCAGCACGUUGUUGAGCAGACAAAGGCCGCCAAGCUGGAGGUCAUUAAGAGUGUACAAGAUGUAAAGGCGGCGAAGCAGACUGUUCGCGAUGUGUUUGACAGCAUCAACAACCCCAUCAACAGCGAGUAUUCGCGUCACGUGGACACCAUCACGGAGUUGAAGGCGCAGCUGCGCGCCCAGUGUAAGGCGUUCUCGGACAAGCACAAGAAACUCAAGGGCGUUUCGCCGGGAAAGAAGAACUACAACAAACUCCGCGAGCAGCUGAAGGAAGCAACCAUCGCCAUGCACACGACGUUCUGCAAACUGUAUGUGAGCGCCAUGGAUGCCAAGGAGCACGUUGACACCUACUUCCAGGAGGAGCUGCCGACGCUGCUGGAAGGAAUUGAGGAACAGAACCGGUUUCUCGUCGGCGACGUCAAGCGCUGUCUUCGGGAGAUGCACGAGCGCUUUGAUUACGCCGACAAGGAAAUGCAGGGCAUCUCCGCACAGAACUUGCGGUUCAUUUCGGCCAUCGACCCCUCGCGCGAGUACCAGCAGCUGAUGGCGUCGUUCGAUGCGCCGAAUGACAACCCAGAGUGCAAACUGGACGACGAAACAAACCUCAAGGACACAGAGGACCUCUUGAUCACCACAAACUCAGGCAUCACGGACCCAAAGCGCCUGCUCUUCGCCGACACGACAAAGGACUGCCUUGAGCAAAUCUGCACGGAGGAGCGCAAGUUUGCUGAGGACCGCAGCCAGCACCUCGCAACCAAGGAGACGCAGCUGCACGAGAUGGAGGACAGUGCGGUCUGGUUGGACAAUGCGCCACCGGCCACCGACCGCGAUGCCUUCAACCUCCGCCGCAGCCUGUUAACGAACGUGCAGAACAUUCACUGCAAGCGCGUCGAAGUGGCCAGCCUCCGCUCAAAGCAACGCCGACACAAGACUGUGGCAGACCUUGUUGGAGGGUUUCUCGAUGAGCAAGGUACAGCCGAGCCUGCAGCGUGGUCGGAUCUGAUUGGCGUCGAAGCGCCUGCUGAUUCCCCGACGAAGAAGCGAUCGCAGUCUCUCCUCCAGAAACUCAACCCGUUCAGCCGCGGCAGUUCGAGGACGUCUGUCGCAUCAGCAGAGAGCGAUCACCGUGGCAGCACGUCCAGUUCCAGUCAUCACGAGACCACCACCACCGCACCGCUCAAGGAAGAGCCAGCAGCGGAGAAUGAAGUGGGUGACGCCAGUGGUAGCGAUGGUCACAGUGGCCAAGAUAAGGCUGCAGCUGCACAGGCAUCGACCACCACAGCGACGGCAGCCGAGGACAACAGUCACGUGCAGCACAGCACCGCUGCCACAACAACUGGGGAGACCACGCAACAUGGGGGCACUGAGGACGCCGCUGGUGAUGAUGACGGUGAUGGUGGACACAUGAACAUGCAGGACGAGUACGGCGACACCGAAGUCGAAGGCGGCGAUGUCUCACACGGAGAUGCAGCCGCUACUGCCACAACCGAGCAACUGCGUGACAAGAACAAGCCUGCACCCGCAACGGGCGAGGAGCAUACAUCUGGGAAGAGCGGAGAUGCCGAUGCUGAUGUUGCUGAUGAUGUGUACACGGAUGGGCAGGCCGCCAACGAUGUCCAGCAUGACCAUGCCGUGGAGGGGGCAGCACCAGUUGGAGAAACAGCACCGCAGCAGGCGCCCGCUGGCAGCAGCAACAGCGGCAAUGAUGAGCAGGACGAAACUGCCGGGUACGAGCUGCAGUCAGAGUUUGAGAGUGUUCUCGACAAAGUGGACGAGGAGCAGCACGGCAAACCGUUGGCCGACCGCCCGCUGCCGCCCGUCCCGCCACCAGCGGAUGCACCCAAGCCAAGCGCCCAGAGCUUCUACCUGAAACCGCAGGAGCGGACGGAGAGUGACGGCCCGGAGGACGGACCGGCGCCACCGGUGCCACCGCGCGGCUCCAAGCCUGCACGCCCUACUGAGUCUGCGGUCAACAUGCCACUGCCCAACACCCCGCGCCCACCGGCACCAUCACCUCCCGCGCCGCCCCCGAGCGUGUACACGCGCCGCUAUCUCGUGUCCCGCCCUCGCGAGCCCUUUGAUCCGCUCAGCUCAACCAUCCCAUUCCCAAUCGAUGUCGCGGUUGCGCUUGAGGACCAGCCGUGGUUCUUUGGCGAUAUUGCGCGGCAGGGCGCGGAGCAGCUGCUGGAGCAGCCAGGCGACUUCCUCGUUCGCUUCAGCACGAACAAGAACCGCAACAUUGUGACAGUGGCAGACCAGUUCAUGCAGGCGCGCCAUUACGUGAUUGAGGAAGGGGAGGGGCUCUGCUGGAUUCAGCAGCUGUCAUUCCCGUCAACCCCUGCACUCGUCGCACACCACGUGCACACGCGUGCGCCCAUCACACCGACGGGCGCCCAAGCGAAGUUUCCUGUGUUCCGCAUGGAGAUGGGAGAAGUCAAGGUCUGGUACAACUCAGAGCUUCAGCAGAUCAGAGACCUUGGCUCAGGCCAUUUUGGCGCUGUCAAGUUGAUGAAAGAUACCCGCACGAGCGAGCAGUACGCAGUCAAGACGUGCACGAACGACACGAUCCUGGACACCAAGGAGUUUAUGCGAGAGGCAAUCACGUUCUCGCAUCUCGCGCACAAGAACAUUGCACGCAUGUUUGGCGUCACCAACGACACCCCACUGCGCAUUGUGAUGGAGCUGUGCGAAAAUGGCGCUCUGCUCAAUUACCUCCGGGAUAAAGGACCACACGAACCACGGCAGCAGCUCUGGUGGUGCCAACAGGUGUGCGAGGGCAUGAUCUACUUGAGCGAGCAGAACUGCAUCCACCGCGACCUUGCUGCCCGCAACACGCUCCUCGCAAACGAUCUCACGGCAAAGAUUUCCGACUUUGGGCUUAGCCGCUUGGUGUCUGGAGAUGAAGGCCUCUAUCAAGUCAGAUUCACCAAGGCGAUGCCGAUUCGCUGGACAGCGCCAGAAGCACUCUUCUACAGCACAUUCAGCCUCAAGAGUGAUGUCUGGUCAUUUGGUGUGCUGAUGUAUGAGGUGUUCUCGGGCGGUAAGAUUCCAUACGCCGGGUACGCCACCAACGAGGAAGUGAAACAAUUCGUCGACCGAGGCGGCCACCUGGAGAAUCCCGGCACAACGGACGCCAUGUUCCAGAUCAUGCAGCGGUGCUGGGUCACAGAGGUGCAAGAUCGCAUUUCGUUCCGCGAGCUUUCGGGCCUCUUGACAGCCAUCGAGUCUGACUUUAUUGGUUCAACGGACUCAUAAACACUCGCACAACACCACAACACGCCCCCUUCACCCACACAACACGCACAUACAACACACAUACAACACACAACACAUACAACACCAGAUUACCCUAUUUUCACUUCCUCAAUUCCUGGCACUCUUGUUGUCGCUUUGUGUCCAGUUGCGGCCAUUUUUUUUUUCAACUUCUUUUGUUUUGUUCUUUUGCACGCCUUUCCUGUUUGACAUUCGUCAUUUCACAUCACCAUCUUCCCAAUUGUCCUUCGUUUGCACGCACCGUUUCGCCAGUUGUGUCACUGUUUCUUUUCGUUUACCAACACGUUCACGGCCGCAAAGUGCACACGCACGCACACCACCGCCUCUCGUUACUCCCAAUAGACGAACCAAACGCG
This is a messenger RNA of Salpingoeca rosetta, 4933 nucleotides long. RefSeq names its product TK protein kinase. Gene Ontology annotation, molecular function: ATP binding; transmembrane receptor protein tyrosine kinase activity. Gene Ontology annotation, biological process: multicellular organism development; positive regulation of kinase activity; protein phosphorylation. The record is from RefSeq and is a predicted model, not a curated record. Gene Ontology annotation, cellular component: signaling receptor complex. The transcript is spliced from 32 exons. NCBI's taxonomy places the organism in Eukaryota, Choanoflagellata, Craspedida, Salpingoecidae. The coding region runs from base 198 to 4559 and encodes 1453 amino acids.